AUGGACCAGCACGCCCGACCCCGCCGCCAGCAGACGUCGCGACCCAAGCCCCUGCCCCCGGGCGACGAGGACGUCAGCACGGACGUGAUCCUCGGCGAGUUCCAGGACGUCGACACGCUGACGCUGUCCGAGGCGUCGCUCGUCAUCAACGCGCUCGUCGCGAAGCGGCGCAACGACCGCAAGGGCUUCCAGGAGACCGAGAUCCUCGCCCAGACCGUCGACUACCUCGACGCCUUUGCGCGCUUCAAGCAGAAGGAGAACGUCGAGGCUGUCGAGCGCCUGCUCAGCUCGCACAAGAACCUGAACAAGUUCGAGCGGGCGCAGAUCGGUUCGCUCUGUUGCGACAGCGCUGAGGAGGCCAAGACCCUGAUCCCGUCCAUCGCGAACAAGAUCGACGACGAUGUCCUCCAAGACCUGCUCGACCAGAUGGCUAAGCUACAAGGGUGA
Diaporthe citri is the source of this 447-nucleotide messenger RNA. RefSeq lists its product as uncharacterized. Gene Ontology annotation, molecular function: translation initiation factor binding; nucleotide binding. The transcript has 2 exons. Gene Ontology annotation, cellular component: RNA polymerase II, core complex; P-body. Gene Ontology annotation, biological process: transcription initiation at RNA polymerase II promoter; nuclear-transcribed mRNA catabolic process, deadenylation-dependent decay; mRNA export from nucleus in response to heat stress. Bases 1 to 447 code for a protein of 148 amino acids. Lineage: Eukaryota; Fungi; Ascomycota; Sordariomycetes; Diaporthales; Diaporthaceae. The record is from RefSeq and is a predicted model, not a curated record.